This is a messenger RNA of Thelazia callipaeda (thelaziosis nematode), 2148 nucleotides long. The record is from the annotation of a GenBank genome assembly. NCBI's taxonomy places the organism in Eukaryota, Metazoa, Nematoda, Chromadorea, Rhabditida, Thelaziidae.
CCUUUUGAACCAUCUACUGAUCAUUAUUAUCGUCAAGAACAGCUACAACCACAACAGCCUUCAGAACCAUCUACUGAUGAAUAUUAUCGACAAGAAUUACCGCAGCAAUCUUCGGAACCAUCUACUGAUUAUCAUCAUCGUCAAGAACAGCUACAGCCGCAGCAACCUUUUGAACCAUCUACUGAUGAAUAUUAUCGACAAGAAUUACCGCAGCAAUCUUCGGAACCAUCUACUGAUUAUCAUCAUCGUCAAGAACAGCUACAACCACAGCAACCUUUGGAACCAUCUACUGAUGAAUAUUACCGACAAGAAUUACCGCAGCAAUCUUCGGAACCAUCUACUGAUCAUUAUUAUCGUCAGGAACAGUUACAAAGACAACAGCCCUCAGAAACAUCAGCUGAUGACUAUUACCGCCAACAACAGCAACUCCUGAAAUCUGAUGACCAUCAUCGUCAGGAAUUGCCACAGCAACCUUUUGAACCAUCUACUGAUUACCAUUAUCGUCAAGAACAGCUACAACCUCAACAGCCUUCAGAACCAUCUACUGAUCAUUAUUUUGGUCAAGAACAGGGACAAAGUGGCUUUAAAAAUUCUAAUGGUACUGUUUCUGCCUUCAGUCCAACUUUAGAAUCCGGAUGCACUCGAGAUCAAAUUCAUGGAAAGCCUUCCUCAGGACUUGACAAAGACUUAUCUGGUUGGAGUGUUUGGACAACCUGGUCUAUCUGUCCCGUUACAUGUGGUGAUAGUGUACAAACUAGAUGGCGAACGUGUGCGGCUAGUGAUGCGACAUGCCAUGGUAAAGCAACUCAACAAAGGCCUUGCCACUUCCGACCGUGUGGUUUGUGGGCGGAAUGGUGCGAUUGGACUCAGUGUUCAGCAACUUGUGGAUAUGGUUUACAAACUCGCAGCCGACGUUGUUUGUAUCCUUCAGAUCAGCAAUGUCAUGGUAGGAAUUUGGAGGGAAGGGUAUGCCACGCUGGCAUAUGUCUUGCAGAUUGGAAUACUUGGUCGAAAUGGUCAAGUUGCAGCGCAAGUUGCGGCGGAGGAUUCAGAGAAAGGCAUCGAUCUUGCCCAUCUGAUGAUUGUUUAGGUUCCAAAUAUCAGACAUUACCUUGUUCACCAGUAGCAUGCCCGCAAUGGUCGAGUUGGGGGUUCUAUAGCACUUGUUCAGCUACUUGUGGACUUGAUGCUCGUCGUAGUCGACGAAGGAUAUGUAUCGGUGGUGCAAACUGCAAAGGACUCAAAGAAGAAACAAUACAUUGCCAUAACUUAGCUCCAUGUCCUGAGUGGACCGAAUGGGAACAAUGGUCCAAGUGUUCGACCACUUGUGGAUAUGGAGUUAUCACACGUCAACGCACGUGUCUUGGCGGACCAUUUUGUGAAGGUGAUCGAAUCGAGGAAAAGAAAUGUGAGCAUUCUGAGUGUUCUUAUUGGUCAGGUUGGAAAGAAUGGUCUUCAUGCACGGUUACUUGUGGCGAUGGUAUGAAACAACGAAAGCGUGUGUGUCAAUAUGGCACUGAUUGUCUUGGGUCGAACGAGGAAACAGCAUUUUGCUUCGGACCGCCGUGUUCUGCUUGGAGUCAUUGGGAAGCGUGGAAUCGCUGCUCGCAGAAGUGUGGACCUGGACAAAAAAGUAGAAGUCGACAGUGUUACAGCAGCAGCGGAACGACUCAAGACUGUAUUGGAAAAUCUAAGGCACAAAUUUAUCACUGCUGUAAUGUCGUGGAUCCACUUCUGCUUGAGACGGUACUUUGUUACGAAAUGAGUUGCUGUCAUUGGUCGCCUUGGGGGAAUUACGGACCUUGCAGUCGUAAUUGUGGAACCGGCACGAGACGGCGUGAAAGAAAGUGCCAACAGCCAGACUUUGAUGGACAAGAAAAUGAAAUGUGUACGUGCCCAGGACCAAACAUUGAAGAGGACAAUUGUAAUACACAAUCAUGCACUUUGCGGUGCCAGUGGACGCAUUGGUAUGCGUGGACGACCUGUUCAUCUCAAAAUGCGUGUAAAUCAGGCUUUUCGACAAGAAAGAGACAGUGCGUUGGGGAAGCAGGAUGUCUAUGCCCAGGUUUAGUCGAUGAGAUAAAAAGUUGUAACGAUGGACAGUCUUGUACUUCCAACACUAAUGUUCAGAGUCACUUCAUGUUGUGA